Messenger RNA from Maniola jurtina (meadow brown), 1347 nucleotides. It is a transcript of the gene heca, whose product is annotated as headcase protein. NCBI's taxonomy places the organism in Eukaryota, Metazoa, Arthropoda, Insecta, Lepidoptera, Nymphalidae. Bases 104 to 1339 code for a protein of 411 amino acids. The record is from RefSeq and is a predicted model, not a curated record. The transcript has 5 exons.
UAUUAGUCGGCCGCGCGCGCUCCGGCAAGCAUGUGUUCCGCGUGACGCGCUCCCAUACAUCGCGGCGGCACGUUCGAUUUCGUUGAGUCGAUCGUGGUGCAGCAUGGCUCCGCGACGGCAAGGCGCCACGGGCGAGCGCGAAGCCGACGACGGCCGCGGCUGCUGCGUGCCCGGCGAGUGCCUGCGCGCCCGCGACCCGGUGCGCGUGGAGGACGCCGUGCGCGUGUUGUGCAACAACGACACGUGCGCCGCCGGCCGGUACAUGCACAGAGAAUGCUUCGAGCAAUGGGAGGCCGGCGUGCUCGCCUACCUCAAGUCCUGCGGCCGCGCCCGCUCGUGGUCCGAGAGGCAGAGACACCAGAAUCUCUGGACGAAGAAAGGUUACGAUUUGGCGUUCAAGGCGUGCGGCUGCCGCUGCGGUCGCGGCCACUUGAAGAAGGACCUGGACUGGACCCCGCCCGGCGCGGCUAUCAGAGCUGAUGAUGAGAAAAAGAAGCGCAGGAGAGCUCGGUCGGGCCGCGCUCCGGCGCCGGUGGACGUGCGCUCCAGGGCGUUCAGUAUCUCCAGCUCUGGCUCCUGCUCCCCGCCGUCCGCGUCCUCGGAGCCUUCGACGAGUCCCACACACGCGCCUCCUCUCACACUGACUCCCGCCAAGAGAAACUCGAAGCCCGAACUUGUUUCCGACAGGAUCAGAGCGGGUGCUGGUGCAAAUGGGAUAUUUUCAAGAAGACUGGACUUCUCAACAUUCAACCUUCUACCCAAGCACAAGGUCAACUCAUAUCAGAUAAAGAUCGAGGACGAGGGUAACCACGGCAACGAUGACACUCGGCUGUUCAUCCUCUCAACACUCGCGGGGCAACACAAACCUCGCGUAUCCUGCGCUUUAUGCAAGGAGACCCUGCACGUCUUCGACCGAUAUCCGCUUGUGGAUGGAACCUUCUUCCUCAGCCCUCGGCAACACACGAGCAGCGCCGUUGAGGUGAAAGUGGAAGGGCGCACGCAAUAUCUGACGUGCGUUUGCAUGGGAUGCUUGGAGCGAUGCGACCCAGACCGUACGAUCCGAUGCCGCUUCUGCGGACAAAAAUGGGACGGCGCGUCUCUGGUUCUUGGCACUAUGUACUCCUAUGACAUCUUCAUGGCUACACCAUGCUGCGCUGAGAGAUUGAAGUGUAACAACUGCUACAAGCCGCUCGUGCACCCGCACCAGCGGCUGAACUACUCCGACUACUCGCACCCGCUGACGUGCCCGCACUGCCGCGUCGUCGACACGCACUUCGUGAAGCCGCUCACGUACUGCUUCACGAAACGGGUUUUCCCGCUCUUCCAGCAGUGGCCAUAACAAACGGC